Messenger RNA from Auanema sp. JU1783, 231 nucleotides. NCBI's taxonomy places the organism in Eukaryota, Metazoa, Nematoda, Chromadorea, Rhabditida, Rhabditidae. The record is from the annotation of a GenBank genome assembly.
AUGACUUAUUUCACAAAUUGGGAUGAGUUUGCUAAAUCUGCAGAGAGACUCCAAGCUUCAAACCCCGAGAAGUGCAGAUUAGUUUCCAAAUACAAUCAUCGUGAUGGAAAGAUGAUAAUUAAAGUUACGGAUGAUGUUGUUUGUCUUCAAUUUAGCACAAAUCAGAUGCAAGAUGUGAAACGAUUUGAAAAGUUAUCAGCCACUAUGAUGAGGAAUGCGAUUGCUCAAUAA